This is a messenger RNA of Penicillium oxalicum, 222 nucleotides long. RefSeq lists its product as uncharacterized. The transcript has a single exon. The record is from RefSeq and is a predicted model, not a curated record. NCBI's taxonomy places the organism in Eukaryota, Fungi, Ascomycota, Eurotiomycetes, Eurotiales, Aspergillaceae. The coding region runs from base 1 to 222 and encodes 73 amino acids.
AUGCCAGGGCAGAUUCCUGCUUUGGCAGAUGCGCUGACACCAGCACCAAGUUCCUUGUCUUUCUCACUUGAAGACUCUCUCCACCGACAACUCUGUUUCGUCUCCAAAAACUCCGAUUUGGAAAUGGCGCCAAUUGAACUGAUCGACACCAUGACCGGCAUGCUUCUUUACCGACCGCCUCGCGUCUCCACACAUCAUUCAAGCAAAGCCGGGGAUUUUUGA